CAUCCCGUGCAAACUUUGUAGUGGACCUUGCAAAUUCUUCUGCAUUGGCAUGGAACAAAAAGAUAGCAACCAUCUGUACUGAUGACUUUGUGAACUCAGAUUGGUAUCAGUGCAAGGACAAGACGGAAAUCAAGAAAUGGUUCCAAACACAUAUGGAUUAUAUAAUCACGCUCUAUGGUAACACGAUGAAGGACACAAAGUCGAACAUGACCAUUGCUGCGUGCCUCAGUAAAGCCACGUGUCGUCAUCAGAAACUCCAACUUUUUUACCACCACUUGAGGACUUGCAAGAGUCACCCAGACCUCAGAUGACAUGUCCAAGUGCUCAGGAACUUAGAAGUGGAUAGUAUGAGUUCGGAUGAAUCUACUGUCGAAGAUGAUGAGCGUGUUUACAUCAUGUUAAAGAAACCAUGGAGGUCUGCUGCAGUUAUGCUGUGGCUUCGU
Molecule: messenger RNA, 443 nt
Organism: Ramaria rubella
Lineage: Eukaryota; Fungi; Basidiomycota; Agaricomycetes; Gomphales; Gomphaceae
Source: the annotation of a GenBank genome assembly